AUGGCUCGGGCAACGAAAAUGAAACGUGCAGCCGCGAUGCGGAAGGGAAAGCAAGGUGCUGCGUUGAAGGAGAAGACACUGGGUUUACAGCGGAGGGAGCAGGGUCUCGAGAUGGAAGUAUCCAACGGGAAUGGGAUCAAGGUUGCGCCGCAGAGUGGGAAGGAAAAGGAGAAGAAAACACGGGUUGUUCAACAGAAUGGUUUGGGUCCCGAGAAGGAAACACAGGUUGUCCAGGAAAAUGGUCAAGGUUCUACGAGGAAGGACGAUCAGCCCGCUAAACAGAAAGAGAAUCGCUCUUCCCAGCAGAAGAACCAACCUCCCCAGCAGAAAGACAACCAACCCGCCAGACACAGAGGAAAAGGCAGACCACGGAAGAAUCAGCCCCCAAAGCCAGCGCAGCCUGCAGACAAGGACGAAAACGAACCACAACAACAGGAUGGCAACUCCACAAAAACCAACCAAACCUCUGAACAGACAACCAAGCGCAAGGCUCCCCUCUCACAGAACAGCAACCCUCCCAAACGACGCCGCCGCAGUCCGGCGCCCAGUCCUCCUCCGAAGUCCGUACAAACCGAGGGAAUGCGUGCCCCCCGUUCGAGACGAAUUCCCUCGCAACACAACGAAGAGCUCCGCAGGACCCGGAAGAUGCGCGGGAGGGCACGAGUCGACCAGGCAAAGUUCCCAUUAACCGAAGGACAAACCAAAGGAAUAACAAAGUCUAAAGAAGACGGGGAGGAGGAACAACCCACAAAAAACCUCCACGCCCGGUCACGAAUAAGCGGUCCAACUCCGAAAGAAGCAGUCCGGAUACUGGCCCAUGAGAAACGGGAGAAAGUACUGCAAGAGAUACUGAUCCGCGAGCGACAGCAAAAGGAAGGGAAAGGGGUUGAAGAGCAAAACCCAGGCCAGACAGGACGAGUCCUCCGCAAUCAUUCCCAGCUGAGCAACAUCUCCCAAGCAGGAACUCGCCGACAACCCCCGAAAGAAACCCAGCCCCCUGCCCAAAGCAAAGAAAAACACACAGCCGCGCAGCAAAAACUGCUCUUCCAAACCCAGGCCGUCACCCAAGCCACCUACAAUGCCCUGACUCGCAAGCUAGACUCCAAAAGCGCAUUCACCGCGCAAGGACAGCAGACCGACGAAGACCGCGAAACCACAGAUAUCAUCAACGAACUCAACGCCCACCCCACCGACCUAGUCAGCCAAUUACCGAUCGGGAAGGUCUUCAACGUAGCACGAUACCUCGACACGCAGAUGCUAAGUCGACUAGCGCAGACCUGCAAAGCAUUAUACCAGAAACUAAAGGUCGAGCUGCGGCUGCGCAAAGACUCCGCUGAGAUUCCAGACUGGGCGUGGCGCGACGAGGUCCGACUGGGCCUGUUCGACGAAGAGGGCCGAAGAACAGUCGAGUGGAACAUCGAUACCGGGUUCCAUCCGAAGCCGAUGGAGCUGGCGACGCUGCACGGACGCGUGGACGAUGUACGCGCGUAUCUGCGCAUGGGCGCCGAUCCGAACUGUCUCAAUGUCUAUGGAAUCCGGCCGUUGCGGUGGGCGGUGGCGGCGGGGAAGCCAGAGGUCGUGCAACUGCUGCUGGAGGACGAGGCGGACGCGAACCUGCUGGACGAGGACGGGAGCGGAGGGGCGCUGGCGGGGCCGUUCAUUGGGAGGAGGGCAGAGAUGGAGCAACUAGUGGAAUCGCUGCUAGCCGCCGGCGCCCAGACGUGCAGCAUCGAGGCCUUCGAGAACCUCUGCCACUGUCGCAAAGCCGUCGCGUACAUCCAGCGCGCCAUCGCCAACGGCAGCAAAUUAGCCCAGCUGAGAGGUCUACGCGGCGAGACCGUGCUGCAAGUGGCCGCGACGCUGGGGCUGAAGGAGGUCGUGGCCGUGCUCGUCGCAGAGGGCCUCGACCUGGACGCAGUCAACGACCACGGCCAGACGGCGCUGCACUGCGCGCUCCGCGACGGCAGCGAGGAGACGGCCCUGGUGCUCAUGGACGCAGGCUGCGCCCUCGACCCGCUCGACCACUCCAACCGCGACGCGCUGGCUCUAGCAGUGGAGAAGGGCUACACGAGCGUCGUGACGCAGCUCCUCGAUACCCCCAACUCGAACAUCGACUUCAACGCCACGAGAAAGUACGGCGAGAACCCGUCAGCGGAUAGACGCCAUCUAGAGGGGGCGUUCCACUUCCGUCGGCUGGAUAUCAUGAAGCAGAUGCUGCUUAAACGAAGCCAUCAGCCCGAUGAUGUUCUGCAUGCUAAAUGUCGGGCAUUAGCCCGGUCGGAUCCGAUACAUGCGGAGGUGUAUGAGGAUAUUGCGCUGUUGAUGGGCAGUUCGAUGCUGAGUUUUGGGGUCGGAGCUAGGGUUGUUGUUGAUGCUGGGGUUGCGGGGGCAGAGGAGAGGUAG
Aspergillus homomorphus CBS 101889 is the source of this 2403-nucleotide messenger RNA. RefSeq names its product ankyrin. The transcript has a single exon. The coding region runs from base 1 to 2403 and encodes 800 amino acids. The record is from RefSeq and is a predicted model, not a curated record. Gene Ontology annotation, molecular function: protein binding. NCBI's taxonomy places the organism in Eukaryota, Fungi, Ascomycota, Eurotiomycetes, Eurotiales, Aspergillaceae.